ACUAUAUUCAGCCCUUCCCUUCAUUCUACCAUCAGUAGCAGUAAGCAACACAUCCAUAGCGAGAGAGAUAGUGAGUUCGCGUUUCGAAACCGCGCAAAUUCGGGGUGAUUAGCAGUGAUACGUGAUCGACAAGGCCAAAGUGUAUCAUUAAACGUCAAAUUGGUUCCCAUUACCUUUCCGGUCGUAUAAUAUCCCCUCUCUCCCAAAAAAAAAAACGACCAACAGCAUCCGGUAGCAAACAUAUUGCCGCUCUCCGCCCGUGCCGAUGGAGAUCCGAGGGCUGCUGAUGGGUAGACUACGGUUAGGACGGCGGAUGGUUCCGCUGGGUCUGCUCGGCGUGACCGCGCUGCUACUAAUCCUGCCACCCUCCGCGCUGGUGCAGGGCCGGCACCACGAGCUCAACAAUGGUGCCGCCAUCGGAUCGCAUCAGCUGUCGGCUGCCGCCGGUGUUGGCCUUGCCUCCCAGUCCGCCCAGUCCGGAUCGCUCGCAUCCGGUGUGAUGUCAUCCGUUCCUGCUGCCGGAGCGUCCUCCUCUUCCUCCUCGUCGUUGCUGUCAUCGUCAGCCGAGGACGACGUGGCGCGCAUUACUCUCAGCAAGGACGCAGACGCAUUUUUUACACCAUAUAUAGGUCACGGUGAGUCCGUACGAAUUAUAGAUGCCGAAUUGGGCACGCUCGAGCAUGUCCACAGUGGAGCAACGCCGCGGCGACGCGGUCUGACGAGGCGCGAGUCAAACUCGGACGCGAACGACAACGAUCCGCUGGUGGUCAACACGGAUAAGGGGCGCAUCCGCGGCAUUACGGUCGAUGCGCCCAGCGGCAAGAAGGUGGACGUGUGGCUCGGCAUUCCCUACGCCCAGCCGCCGGUCGGGCCGCUACGGUUCCGUCAUCCGCGGCCGGCCGAAAAGUGGACCGGCGUGCUGAACACGACCACACCGCCCAACAGCUGCGUGCAGAUCGUGGACACCGUGUUCGGCGACUUCCCGGGCGCGACCAUGUGGAACCCGAACACGCCCCUGUCCGAGGACUGUCUGUACAUUAACGUGGUGGCACCGCGGCCCCGGCCCAAGAAUGCGGCCGUCAUGCUGUGGAUCUUCGGCGGCGGCUUCUACUCCGGCACCGCCACCCUGGACGUGUACGACCACCGGGCGCUUGCGUCGGAGGAGAACGUGAUCGUGGUGUCGCUGCAGUACCGCGUGGCCAGUCUGGGCUUCCUGUUUCUCGGCACCCCGGAAGCGCCGGGCAAUGCGGGACUGUUCGAUCAGAACCUUGCGCUACGCUGGGUGCGGGACAACAUUCACCGGUUCGGUGGCGAUCCGUCGCGUGUGACACUGUUCGGCGAGAGUGCCGGCGCCGUCUCGGUGUCGCUGCAUCUGCUGUCCGCCCUUUCUCGCGAUCUGUUCCAGCGGGCCAUCCUGCAGAGCGGCUCGCCGACGGCACCGUGGGCAUUGGUAUCGCGCGAGGAAGCCACGCUAAGAGCACUGCGGUUGGCCGAAGCGGUCGGCUGCCCGCACGAACCGAGCAAGCUGAGCGAUGCGGUCGAGUGUCUGCGCGGCAAGGACCCGCACGUGCUGGUCAACAACGAGUGGGGCACGCUCGGCAUUUGCGAGUUCCCGUUCGUGCCGGUGGUCGACGGUGCGUUCCUGGACGAGACGCCGCAGCGUUCGCUCGCCAGCGGGCGCUUCAAGAAGACGGAGAUCCUCACCGGCAGCAACACGGAGGAGGGCUACUACUUCAUCAUCUACUACCUGACCGAGCUGCUGCGCAAGGAGGAGGGCGUGACCGUGACGCGCGAGGAGUUCCUGCAGGCGGUGCGCGAGCUCAACCCGUACGUGAACGGGGCGGCCCGGCAGGCGAUCGUGUUCGAGUACACCGACUGGACCGAGCCGGACAACCCGAACAGCAACCGGGACGCGCUGGACAAGAUGGUGGGCGACUAUCACUUCACCUGCAACGUGAACGAGUUCGCGCAGCGGUACGCCGAGGAGGGCAACAACGUCUACAUGUAUCUGUACACGCACCGCAGCAAAGGCAACCCGUGGCCGCGCUGGACGGGCGUGAUGCACGGCGACGAGAUCAACUACGUGUUCGGCGAACCGCUCAACCCCACCCUCGGCUACACCGAGGACGAGAAAGACUUUAGCCGGAAGAUCAUGCGAUACUGGUCCAACUUUGCCAAAACCGGCAAUCCUAAUCCCAACACGGCCAGCAGCGAAUUCCCCGAGUGGCCCAAGCACACCGCCCACGGACGGCACUAUCUGGAGCUGGGCCUCAACACGUCCUUCGUCGGUCGGGGCCCACGGUUGAGGCAGUGUGCCUUCUGGAAGAAGUACCUUCCCCAGCUAGUUGCAGCUACCUCGAACCUACCAGGGCCAGCACCGCCCAGUGAACCGUGCGAAAGCAGCGCAUUUUUUUACCGACCUGAUCUGAUCGUGCUGCUGGUGUCGCUGCUUACGGCGACCGUCAGAUUCAUACAAUAAUUACUACCCCAUCCAUGGCCUAGUUCGUUUAAGCUUUAAGAUAGUGAGGAACAAAUUUUUCCUAACCAAUUUCCCCCCCUUUAGAGCAGAACCGAGGGAGAGAUAGGACUACAUAGCGAAAAGGGAAAACAAGUGGUGGCGGGCGAGGAGAGAAGAAGCAAAUCGAAUAAUCGAAGCAACAACAACAACAACAAAAAACUGCAACCGGGUUCACUAAACCCAGGGGGCAGCUCAGUAGCAAACUACUACUUAAAUAUCUACUUUCUUAUGGCAAAUUAUGGCAAGAGCAGUCGUGAUGGGUUCGAUCAGUAUCCAUAUGACCGGAGCAGCUGAACCGUUUCAUGGGCAGUUGCUGGAAUACACCACGACCCAGUACACACAGUAACACACUUCUUAUAGCUUUACACUAAAAACCACUCUCCCCACGCUCCUCUUCCCCUUCCCCUUCACACAGACAGCAGCGCCGUUUGUAGCAGGAUCUACUACCGUGCGGUUUGGUAUGGCGGCCAACAACACUAAACACCACACAUCUACUAAAACACACCGGAACAAUAAACAAAUGUUAAACUUACUAUAUGAAUAUACAUCUAGACGCAUAUAUACGCAUGAACUACUACUUCCCUCGUGUUCUGACAAAACACAUUACCUUGUCCCCCCUCCCCCUCCGGUUUGCUUACCACCACUGCACCACCAGUAUGAAUUUGUUCCAUAAUAACGCUUCGUAACUCGUUACCAGGAGCAGAACUGGGUCGUUGGCGGAGUGCUGCGCGUUACGUGCUGAAGAUUUAAACUAGCACCGCGCACACUUUCGACACGCAACCACAGCUCCACAUCACGAAAGCAACAUCCUGGCCCUAUCCGUUUUCUCAUUCUUAAAACUUCUUUCCUUAGACCAAAACCAACGCAAACUAGCAAAAGGUACUAGAGUAACCGGUGCAGUACACACUGUGCUACAAUUGAGCGUAGGGAGGAGGUAUAAUUUCUGCAAAAUGUAUAAAACAAAACUAAAACAAACUAAUUACUUGCAAUCCAUUCUAAAGCACGAAAACUCCUCAAAAUAAAAACGGGAAGUAAACAAAAAAAUCAGAACGAACAAAUUUACCUAAAAAAAAGUAAACAAAACAAAAAAGCCUACUAACCUUACUAAUCCCAUUGGAUUGUCGCGAACCCGUUGGAGCAAAAGCGUAAGAUAAAGAUAAGGAAGUUAAAAGCAAAACUGAAAUCAAAAACACACACACACACAAACUACACAAAUACACCUAAGCGAAACACCUGCAACAACAGCAAGAACAACAAGGAAAAACCCACAAAUACUAUCAACAAUCAAUUAGAUGUAACUAAAGAAACUAGAAGAAAGAGAGAAAAAGAAAACAUUUAGGCCGAGGCCGAGGCGCAAAAGGAAAAUUGCGAAGCACACAAAAACAAACAAAAAACAGAUUAGGUUACAACAGAAAACCAAAACUGUCGAGCAAAGCGUCGCGCGAGUACAUUUUCUACUUUCACGUUCUUCAGACCGCUGAUGGAAGCAAACAAAUGAACGGAACGCGGGAAGGGAAUAGACAACAACACAUCGCCGGAACGAUCCGGGGCCCGGUGGUGGAUGAAAGAUUAGAGUUUAGCCCUUUAGCCGAGACUCUCUGCACUGCUGCAGCAGGAGAGCAAGUUUUCAAACAUACAUUUUCCCUGCUGCAAGGCUGGAAGGCCUGUUGUAGCAGAGUCGUCUGUCUAUAAUAGGACCGGGGACACGUGCGGGGGUGUCCUGAGCAUUGCACAUGGCCACACAAAACAUACAAAAGUAAAGCCCCGCGCUAGUAAGGCAGAGUCAUAGUUAUAGUGUUUAAAUUCCAAGUUAAAUAUAGAUACCAAACCUAGCGACACGGUGACGACAAAGGGCAAAAGGAAGCAACCGAAAGCGGCGAGUCGAACGGGGAAUGAGUUAUAAAAUAAAUCUUGCAAAAAAAAAAUAAAACCGAAAACAUAUCAUACCUUGUAAUGCUGUUGCAAUCUAAUGAUAAAAAUCGAAUAGUUUUAAGCUACGCUGGAAUGGAAACACGGGCACAGAGAAACGGUGGCAAGGCACGCACGCAGAUUGGCUUCUGGUCCGGUGGCGCGGACAUUCAGGCCCUGGCCAAACUAAAUCACAAACAGUAAAAAGCUAGAAUCACCCAAGUGAGGUUAAGGCAAAAAGACGAGUACGAAACUUCAGACACUUUUUUUCAAAAAUUCACACACACAGCAGUAUGAGCAGUAUCACUUGCACCGAACAACUUAAAGACGUGAAAUUCGAAACGACGACGGUGAAAGAGAACAAGUAAAACAACCAAAAAUUAACAAACAAACCCUCGUUUUACACAUACACUCACAAUUGCUCUGGAAAAUGAUACUAUGCAACAGAAAAAAUGACAGGAAAAUCAACUCCACUUGGCCAACAGCGCACUCUUAACGCCAGCUAACCAGGUCGCAACACGCAAGCCUCCUCCAUCUAAAAACCACGCGCAAGUGCAAACAGACAUUACGAAAGCCAAAUGUAGCCCAGACCGGGAAGGGCUUAAUAAAACUUUGGCCACACUUUGGUUUGGGUUGAUCAUCUGGAUGGGCAACACACACAAACAAUCGACUGUCGACUGUGGCAAGCUAAUCAAACUAUUUCAAACACGACUGUGCUUUUCGAGGGGCGGGAGAUUCUGCGAAGGACUGCGUUUAGAUGUACGAUUUUCUUUGCAAUAAUUUGCACACGAGGACACUUUUCCGUAGCAGCAAUAGAGCUGAUUUGGCGAAUGGAUGCCGUAGGAAAGUGCGGUGGUGUGGUGAAAAGCAUGUUCAGCCUCUAGCGGGUUUCUAACCCUCAAAAAUGCAUUGUGCGUGUUGUUGCUGUAGCGGCCUGUAGCGCGCCAAUUGAUGUGAAUACAAUGAUACACACACAGACACAAAACGGCACCGUUACCGCUGUUCAAUUAUGUAGUCUUAUAUAUAAUAUGUAUACAUAUAGCCAUAUAUAUAUAAGCAUGAAAUGGUUGGGGGCAUAGCGAUGCUAAGGAAGUCAAAGAGCAAGAAGAGAGUAGCGGCGAAUCAGCAGACGCCACCAAAGACAACAAUUAUUAUAGGAAAGUAAAACGGUACAUAAAACAACAACAACAAAAAAAACAACUAAACAACAACAAAAAAUGAAACAAACGCUCUUAACGCGCAUUAUUGUGAUGAUUUCCUUGAAGGUAACUGUUUGAAACAGUUGUUUCUGUGCAACUGUGUGCAGCAAACGACGGUCGACAUGUAGGAAAGAUACUUAGAGAACAUACUACUACUACUACAACUACUACUGCACACGAGCGCAUCUUGCACACCUACACGCGACACGCACAUUGACACACACACACACGCAGACAGACACCUUUCCCUGAUGCACAAUAUGUACAAGUACUCCACAAAGCGUGCACAAAGCGCUGCAGGACAGGAACAGAAUCAGCAGCAUGCCACAGAGCAGCGGCCAGACCUGAAAUGAGGAUGGCCCUGCCCCUGACACGCACCCGACGCUCAUCGUGAUCGUGAUCAUCUCUCUCUCUCUAUCUAGUCUAAUCGCGUAAGUAUCGUGAGUGCUUCACGUAAAUAUUCGUAGUCCCAAGCAGUGAACAGUGGCCAGCAGUCCCCAACAAGCUAGACUAAGUUAUCCCUCAUUCUGUUACUCUGCUUUGAUGCACACAUCAGCACACCUGUAAAGCUGUUGUUGAGUAGCAUCGUUCAGUGCAUUUAGUUUGAAAGUUUGAUUAAUUAGAGAGCAGCUCAGAAUAGCAUUGCGUUCGCCUGGUUUGAGUUUCCGCCAAACACUCGUUUCUCGGUGCACUCGAUGAGUAAAACUUCCUUCCCCCCCUGGCCAAUGAUUCGCGUUGAAAAUGGACCAAUUUUCAAAUGAAGAAAAAUAUUAAAAAGAAGACGAAAAUAAUAUAAAUAGACACGUAUAAUAAAUGGGCAGAUAGUGCGCGCACAAACACAAACACACACAUCGAGGACAAUGCCCAACUCUGUCUCUAGCAAAGCGGUUGAUAGUACACCACCAUAAUACCACAUAAUACUCCCCCUCACAUAUGCUCGUAUGUGCGUCGAAGUUAGGAAAUACUGCUGACAGGACCUUCAGUGAAUCCUGAAUCAUGUCGGGACAGUUUUAGACAGUGUAAGUGAGAUCGAUUUCUGUUCGAGUAUAGCAGUAGCGAGUGGCAGCGCAUUGAGCGAAUGAGCGCACUGCGCAAUGUGGGUCUGUGGAUAAGCCAACAAAAGAACGGUUCUCGUGGGUUUGGAACUGAUAGAAUUGUUCUGUGUGUUCCUCCAGGGGAGCAGAAGAUAUGGCAUUACUCGCGUAUGGUUUGCUUCUUCCCUGUUGAAGCUUCAUUGAUACGAUUUAUUUAUUUGAGACAUUGCCUGCCUUUAAAGCGAAACAAGCAAGAGGUAUCUUAAAUCAACCAAACUCAGAGCCAAACCCAUGCGAGAGAUUGUUUGUGUGAAACAUAGCAUCAACAGCAAGCUAAACCAAGAAACGGUCAGGAGUGAACGGACGGAUAAAAAUAAUAUUCAUAAUACAUAUCAUUUAAGCUUAGACUUUAUGACCGGUUUUAUGAAAAGGUAUAUUUUUUAUUGUGAGAUUCACAUUGGUGGUGGAGCGGUGUAAAAUGGCAGUUGGCCAGUUGUGUGAUGGCCGAAUAAAUCCAACUCACAGCAACUGGAAACAGCAAACAUGCAAAACCCCCAGUAGCGCAAAUACUAUUGAUGGCAUUAAUAACCGUAAGGAGUAGUAAUACCGGGCGUAGCAACGUGGUAGGAACUGCAAUUACACACAUGAUAUUAGCGAGCACCCUGCGGCCAUCUGGCGGUUUAGAGUAUGUAUCCACUGUAUCUUCUUCAUCCCCCCAAGGCUUGCCAAGAACACACCGAGAAUUGGUCGUCCGUUAGUAAUCAAGCUUAGUGUGUUUUCAAGCAUACCGCGUUCGUUUUUGCUCCGUUUCGUGUGCUAGCCGUUCACCGUUAAUGAGUAGUAGCAAAUCAGCAAAUCGGGCUUUGCAGAAGCGGACAGUCAGUCAGUGUAGCAGGUGAAGAUAGAAAGAGGGUAAGCUGAUCGCUGACGUUUUUAGUGUAAGCAUUAGGAGCGUGCCACAUCAUCGAGCCAACGAGCGCUCCUCUGCUCACGUGAUCACGUUGAUACGUGUUGAUAAGAGCGACGGGGAGGGAUAGCAUUUGUUUUUUCAAACAUUAUCAAUCAUUAGGAAGCAAAACCCAAGAUAAGCUAAACGGACAGACAGACAGACAGCGUAGCAGUAGGGGUAUUUAGUAAGCAUGUUCCAAAUUUGACUAAGUGAUAGUAUAAUUAUGAAUUUCGCGUACUAAACAGAAAAGCACACAGCCUAACGUUCAUCGGUGAAAAGCUCAACGAAACUAGAGGCAACAAUUGACGAUCCCAGACACUCAGCACACGCCAGCACACGCUGUUGCUUGCUGCUCCUGGAGGAAAAUGGAAAACACAACCGUGCGCCAAGAUCUGCUGCAAAAUGCGCAUCAAAACACAUCUGUGGUUGCGAUUGCUUUUAGCUCUUGCUCUUGGAGUUCAUCCUUUAAUAACAUUCACAAUUCUUUGACCUGUGUACUAAGAACGAAAUAUGUACGUGCGGCACACCAUUCUAGGCAUCGCGAUCGCUUGCACUUGCAAUCCUUCCCCGCGAAACCCAAGUAUUUGAAGAUCGAACGCUAUGUACGUUGUUGUGUUGGAAGUUAGACCCAGAGCAAACCCAUAGCUAAGUAGUAGGCCUAAAUGACGUACGCUAGGAGCGGCAAACCGACCGAUGCGACGCUGUCCGAUUUUAAAAUCCGGCAACGGCUUAGGGCAUCCGGAAGCGUUCCUUCCCGUUACCGAUACGAAACAAUCACAAUUCUUCGUAGCAGCACUUAAUGAGAGAUGUAGUAGCAGUUAAUCAAUAACUAGAUGCAGCGGCGAAAGAGAACAAAUUGAUCCUUUAAGUACACACUCUUUCUAAAUACAACCUAUGUUUGUGCGGGGGUUGCGCUGAAUAACGUUCAGAUCCUUUACCUUUAAGCUUCUAUUAGCGAUAUAUUGUAGCGUAAUAAGUGGGUGGCUGAUCUUGGGAUCUGCACCAAGGAAAACAAACAACCAAACAAAUGAAACAAAAAACAAAACUACAAACUAAAUAUUGCAUUCCACAGAGCAAAGGCUGCGCAAAUGGUCUGGCCUUUCCGCAAGGCUAUGUGCACAAUGCAACACAAGAGAAUAGUACGGGCUACGAUUUUUUCAAUCAAAUCAAAUAGUAACACGCGCGGCAAGACGCAAGGAACGAGAUGGCAGAGCCGGCACUAUGUAAAGCACCAUUUAACGGACUAGAAAAGGCAACUUACCACUAAACCACAGUUAAUCCACAUAUGUAUUGCAUUCAUUUCCAUGCGCGAUUGUACGACACUGCAUUGCUUUUCGAUUCGUUCUAUUACAAACGAGGUCGGCGAUGUGUGUAUGCGUAACAAGAGCAAACCUUGCAACGAAUUCUACAUGUUCAUACUAAGUAACGCUUCACACACCACAACAACUAAGCAAAAGCUGCAGAUAAAUAAGAACAAUAAAACCAAAAUCCAAACCUUUUUAUCUACCUAACUUAAGUUACACUGCGAAACAUAUUGGUCCUUUAAUCUCAACAACAAUACUGCUGCUCGGUGCCACCGCAAGCACCGAUACACCACUGUAGAGAUGCACGGUUAUGGUUUUCUUCCUCGUAUUGCCUACAGCAUGAAUUAAGGGAGCGAAUCUGAUAGCGCAUUAAAUGCGGAACGUACUCUGUUCGAUGGUUAGAUUAAAUACUCAGUACUAGAGCUAGUAGAAAUUGGCCAAUUAUGAAACGUUACAGUAUGCAAGCGGCGGCAGAUUCUAGGGCAGAUAGGGCGGAAGGAGCCACGCGAACAGAAAAGGAGCGAGCGUGAGGGAGAGCUACACAGCUCGCAGGACAACAGAUGAUAAAGUGUCACUAUAGCAUAUAUUUAAAUUUAUUAAUUCAUUAAUUGAAUCCUUCUAAGAAUAUUACUAAUGGAAAGAAAAUGAAUCAACCAACACUAAUUCAAUGCCCUUGCAUACAGCGAGAGGGGGCUUACAACAAUGGAGGUAAACCGAUAGUAAUCAAGAGGAAACGGGGGAGGGAACGAGCCAACGCAGAAGAGUAAAGGGAAUGAGAGCAACAACACAAUGAUGAAAAUAUAUGAGAUAUAUAAUGCUUUGUUAAAUGUAAAUGUUGUGUAUAGGAAAUAAAAAGUACACAAUUUUAAAACUUU
Molecule: messenger RNA, 9787 nt
Organism: Anopheles gambiae (African malaria mosquito)
Lineage: Eukaryota; Metazoa; Arthropoda; Insecta; Diptera; Culicidae
Product: acetylcholinesterase
Exons: 8
Coding region: 266-2479 (737 amino acids)
Biological process (GO): acetylcholine catabolic process; choline metabolic process
Cellular component (GO): plasma membrane
Molecular function (GO): acetylcholinesterase activity
Source: RefSeq, a predicted model, not a curated record